Molecule: messenger RNA, 1145 nt
Organism: Danio rerio (zebrafish)
Lineage: Eukaryota; Metazoa; Chordata; Actinopteri; Cypriniformes; Danionidae
Source: RefSeq, a predicted model, not a curated record
AUGAAGACAAGCAGAAUAGUUCUACAGAGACAGAACACCGCAAUGCUUACAUGGUCAAAAGAACGAAUAGAAUAGAAUAGAAUAGAAUAGAAAUAGCAGUAUCAAAAGUAGUUCUGUUCACUAUAAUGUGCUCUAAGCACUGUGGCGGAGCCAAAGGGGUGGCCAGGGUGGCACUGGACAGCCCUGUCAUAUGAUUGGCCACCCGGAUGCCAUCCCAAUACUUUAUUCUCUACUUUCAGUUGCUGCUGAUGCAAAUUAACAUCUCAUCGAAAGAAGUUAAUGUCGAAGUUUCAUUAAAGAAGCUAUUUUCAAAUCGAGGACGACCCGAAGACGGGAAAAAGCAAUUUCAAGAUAAAAACAAGAUGAUGAAGCUAUUAGUGCUGUUAGCAGCAGUGGCUUACUGCAAUGCCUGCAGACUGGAAGGUUUCUCUGAAGACACCACUGACAAACCACAAGGUUGUUCUGACUCUGAUGGAAAUCUCCACGAAUUUAACUCUGAAUGGGAGAAUGGACCUGAAACCUGUGUCUGUGUUGAUUUUGGAAUUAUCUGUUGUGAAAGGUCAUGGGAACAAUUUGAUAACAGCGUCCCACCAGAACCCCCCACCACCCCUCAGAUCAUUGCUGAUGAUUAUGAAGACUUAUAUGGACAUCCAAAACAAUCCAAUGAAGAGCAAGACUCACAAGAAGUCCCCAGUGAGCCAAAUGAAGCUGAACCUGAACCAGAAGCUGAACCUGAACCAGAAGCUGAACCUGAAGGAGAACCUGAAGCAGAAGCUGAACCAGAAGCAGAACCUGAAGAAGAAGCAGAACCUGAAGAAGAAGCAGAUCCUGAAGAAGAACCUGAAGCAGAAGCUGAACCUGAAGGAGAACCUGAAGAAGAAGCAGAACCUGAAGAAGCAGAACCUGAAGAAGAAGCAGAACCUGAAGCAGAAGCUGAACCUGAAGAAGAAGCAGAAGCUGAACCUGAAGAAGAAGCAGAAGCUGAACCUGAAGCUGAACCUGCAGAUAACUCUCAGGAAGCAGCUGAGGACAAUGAAUAAUCUGAAAAAUCCUGAACAGGAAAAACUCUUAUAAAAUACAGUACAAGGUUACAUUAUGUUGAAUGAGCUGAUACAUAAAGCAUUAUAAAUAAAACAAACAUACCU